Chironomus riparius is the source of this 1101-nucleotide messenger RNA. NCBI's taxonomy places the organism in Eukaryota, Metazoa, Arthropoda, Insecta, Diptera, Chironomidae. The record is from the annotation of a GenBank genome assembly.
AUGAAUAAAAAACUUCUCUUUACUAUCUUUGUGAUUUUAAUUUAUGGAGCGUUAUUCUUCUUGUAUGCAAACAUUUCAAAAAGAUCAUAUGAAUGUGGUUUUGGAUCGCCAUGCAUACGCUUUUGUUCAUCUGAUACAAAUGAAUAUUCAGAUGAAAGUUUAUUAAAACAAUUUAAGGAAAGUAAAAGUUCAAAUAGAAUGAUAAGAUCAAAUAGCUUGAAAGUUAUUCGUGGAGCUCCAGCAUGUGGUAAAUUAAAGUACUGGCCACCAAAUAUGGAAGUGAACUCGACUGAUCCACCAUAUAAGUUUGAUUAUUAUGGCGAUGUUCAAGCUUUCGGAGAUGAUUACAGUGUAUCGAGAUAUUGUUUGGAAAAAGAUGAAGAUGUCUUUGAUGGCUGGAAGCUUAUGACUUGCUAUCAAGAUUAUUAUCUUCAAAAAGGAUUUCAUGUCUUAACAAUAUUCCUCUCAGUAACCCUUCUCGGAUUCACCUUAUUCCUCUAUUGUUAUAAAUAUCGGCAAAUAAAACACGUGCUUUAUUCACUCUUUGCUGUGAGUCUUGUUAUGAUUUUGCUAUGGAUCACUGUCUUGAUUGUUCAUACAUAUCUUACAUUCAGAAAUUUCAAGAUUCAAACUUCAAUUCCGCAUGAAUUUUCAACUUAUGCAAUUUUUGUAUUAAGUUUUAGCAUGUUUUCUGCAUUCGUAUUUAUACAAGACACGAUAUACCAUGGCGGUGGCGUUGAAUAUUUAUUCUUCAUAUACAUAAUCAUUGCAUCUAUCGACAUCUUCCUUUUGAUAGUUACUGGAGUCAAAAUGCUAAUCACUUCCCGUCAUCUCGAACAUUCAGAACAAGCUAGAUUUGACAAUGAGAAAAAAUGGUACUGGAUAAUCAAUAAAGUAACACUAAUGAUGCUGGUCACUUGGCUUUUUGAAUCACUUUUAUGGUUCCGCAGUUUUAAUGUUUACAGUGAAACAAUUGGCGAUUUCGUUAAUUUACUUACGGCUACAGCAAUUAUGUUAAUGCUGGUUGGAAGAGAGAAAGCGAGAAUUUUGUUGUUUGGGAAAUAUCGGGAAGUUUAUGACGUAGAAAAUGAUGCUGAUUAA